AUGGAUCCCAGCUCAGGUGUACCAGUGUUAAUGGGGAUGUUGGAAACAUAUGGCCUGUACUCAGGUACGAGUCACCCAGCCCACAGUGCCUUCACCAUUCUCCCAAGGUGGGGAGGGGGACAGUGGCACAUAGGAGACAAACUUGAGGUUAUGAUUCAAAUGCACGAUUUCCAGGGACACUUGAAGAGGUCUGGGGGAGAUGUCUUACUUGCCCGGCUGCAUAACAUAACCCUUGGUGCUGGUGUGGCAGGGCAAGUGUUAGAUCAUCUUAAUGGCUCCUACUCUGCUAUAUUCACUUUACUUUGGGAAGGAAACGCCCAGGUUCAGGUGAUACUGGUUCACCCCAGUGAGGCAGUCACAGAGCUGAGAAGGCUGAACACAGAACAUCCUGACAGGGUUUUCUUCAAGAGCCAGUUCCAGUUAGGCUCAGUCACUGAAACUACCACUUGCAAUGUAUGUCUACGUCCAACCCAGCAGCCUGUGUGCAACUACACUGACCUCCAUACAAAUGAGCCAUGGUUCUGCUACAAGCCAAAAAGUCUAAGCUGUGAUACCAGGAUCAGCAACUUCAAGGGAGGAUAUAAACAAAAAAUUAGCACCAUGGAGAAGCUCUUUCAGAGUGGUGUCAAUCUGAAAGUCGCUAUUCCUCCUUCAGGAGUGGCGAGAGUCAACGUUUUGCCCAAACAGAACGAUCUAAAGGCAUUUAACAUGCAUAGCCAGAAAACAAUUGGACCUUUGAUGUCCCUGGACUACAAAAACAACAUUUUGGUGACAUACCGCACCCACGGUCCUCCUCUACGAUCCGUCAGUGUCCCAGCCAUUGAGCUGCAUUAUAUUGCCAAUGAGCUCGACGAGGUGCCUGGAGGCAGGGACACGGUCAUAGUGCUUGGUAUCUGGGCACACUUUGGCACUUUCCCUAUUGAGUUCUUUAUCCGCCGGCUGCAGACCAUCCGCAGAGCGAUGGUCCGGCUGCUGUCCAGGGCUCCAGACACACUGAUUGUCAUUCGGACUGGAAACCCCAAAAGUUUGAAGACCUUCCUUCAUGCAUCUACUAACAGUGAUUGGUACUCAUUACAGCAGGACAAGGUGCUCAGGGAUAUGUUCAAAGAACUGAAUGUCCAUCUAGUGGAUGCCUGGGAGAUGGUUGUGGCCCACCAUCUGCCACAUGAGCUCCACCCACAACCUUCAAUUAUCAAGAACAUGAUUAAUGUUCUUUUGUCCUACAUAUGUCCUCAAAAGGGCGGAUAG
Maylandia zebra (zebra mbuna) is the source of this 1248-nucleotide messenger RNA. The record is from RefSeq and is a predicted model, not a curated record. NCBI's taxonomy places the organism in Eukaryota, Metazoa, Chordata, Actinopteri, Cichliformes, Cichlidae.